Messenger RNA from Megalops cyprinoides (Indo-Pacific tarpon), 4486 nucleotides. Its product is annotated as neurocan core protein-like. Bases 463 to 4428 code for a protein of 1321 amino acids. The transcript is spliced from 14 exons. Gene Ontology annotation, biological process: cell adhesion. Gene Ontology annotation, molecular function: calcium ion binding; hyaluronic acid binding. NCBI's taxonomy places the organism in Eukaryota, Metazoa, Chordata, Actinopteri, Elopiformes, Megalopidae. The record is from RefSeq and is a predicted model, not a curated record.
AUCAACCCUAUCCUCAGCCUCUCGCUUCUUUCCCCUUGUCCGUCGAUUCCAACAGAAGGAGAGAUUUUUCCUGUCAGCGCCCUUUGUUCGAUAAAACUAUAUACUGCGAGGAAAUCUCCGUACUCGACUGUCUGUGCGCCCUGCGCGAUAGGAACCUCCGUCUUAGAUGGCUCCACAUAGCUCAUACACCCUCUGCUUCGAAAUAUUUUUCAACGUUUAAACGCAUUUUGCCUUUGAACAUAAGCGUUCUUUUUCCGUUUAUUCGUAAUUUGAAUAUUUUCGGCAUGUGAAACAGCUCGUAAAACAUUGUGUCAUAGUCAGUACAGACAACGGCACAUCAACAGAGAAGGAACACCUGCACUGAAAUCAAACCUUCCGCUGAACCGAGUCCGGUACACAUUCCUGAGGACUUGACUGACGGACAACGGCUUCCACGUACCUCUGCCCUUAAAAAGGUAUAGGAUGGUGGGUGUGGUCCAGGAGGUGGCAGCUGUAGUACCGAUGUUUCUGGCCAUGUUCCUGCUGCACUCAGUGGGGCUUGGCGGCAGCGUAGCGGACGCGCAGGUGGACACGCACAGGGUGACGCACCAGCCCGUGUCGGAGCAGCUGGCGGGCGACGCCCUUCUGCCCUGCGCCCUCACCCUCCCGCCCGGCAGCGCCUCUGGCGACGCCCCCGGGGUCAGGUGGACCAAGGUCUGGGGAGGGGAUGGCGGCAUCCAGCAGGAGCAGUUGGUGCUGGUUGCCAAGGGCGACCUCAUGGAGGUCACGAAGGCCUUCCAGGGUCGGGUGGCCCUCCCCGGUUACCGUGACGACCGUUCCAACGCCAGCCUCGCUCUGACCGGCCUGCGCUCCAGUGACUCGGGUGUUUACCGCUGUGAGGUCGCGCUGGGCGUCGCUGUGGAACAUGACACAGUGCCCCUGGAGGUCAUAGGAUUGGUAUUCCAUUACCGCUCGCCCCAAGACCGCUACACCCUCUCCUUCCUGGACGCCCGGCGAGCCUGCCUGGAGAACUCGGCCCUGAUAGCCACACCCUCUCAGCUGCAGGCUGCAUUUGCUGAUGGAUACGAGCACUGUGACCCUGGCUGGCUUUCAGACCAGACAGUCAGGUACCCAAUCCAGUCACCGAGGCCCGGUUGCUAUGGAGACAGGGAAGACUCACCUGGAGUGAGGAAUUACGGCCGCAGGGAUGCCGACGAGCUGUUUGACGCGUACUGCUUCGCCGGGCAGCUGCAAGGCCAGGUGUUCCACUCCAGCGUGCCGGAGAAGCUGACCCUGGCCUCGGCCUCCGCUCACUGCCAGUCCCUGGGCGGGCGGCUGGCCACCGCCGGGCAGCUCAUCCUGGCCUGGCAGGCCGGGUUGGACCAGUGCGACCCGGGCUGGCUGGCUGACGGCAGCGUGCGGUACCCCAUCAACCAGCCCCGUCCGGAAUGCGGAGGGGAUAAAGCAGGAGUUCGCACCCUCUACCGUAACCCCAAUGGGACCGGCUACCAUGAUCCCACCACCCUCUUUGAUGCCUACUGCUACAGGGAAAUGCAGGCACCAGUUCAGGAGACACAAUCUGUGAGUUUCCUUCAGUUGAGUGCCACAGAGAGCAAGCAGACACCGGGUCUCGACUCCCGGGGGGAAGAGCCCUCACACCUGCCCCAGGCCCAUCCGUCUGCCUGGCCCGGCCCGGCUGACCUGCAGAAGAAAAGAGUCCACUCCAUGGCAGCUAACAUGUUACCAGACAUGUCUGGGGAGAACGUACCGAUCCAGCCCAGGUCAGGAGGGUCCUCCAUGGGCAGGGGUGACGCGCUGGCCCCAGUCUCUGGCGGACCUUGGGGACCUGCGUUUUCACAGCGGCCGGACGGUCAAGGGGGCUCGGCCAGAGAGGAAGAGGCAGAUGAGGAAGAGGAGGACGAGGGGCCGGGGGAGCAGCCCGUCUCUCAUGCGCCCUCUGCCUCCCCUCAGGCCCGAAUCAGCAAUGGCCAGCUAUCUGGAUUCAGGAACUCUCCCAUGAGUCCCUGGAAGUACUGGACUGGUUCCAGUGACACAGGCGUCCCGUCUGCUACCCCAGGCCCAAUUAGGCUGAGCAAGGGCCCGCUGGGGCCAGAAGGAACCCUUCCAUGGGGGCAGCUGGAGGUCAGCAAAGCCAACUCCAGAAACACUGUCUUGGGGCAUGUGAGGGGAGGGGUCCCACUCCAGCCAUUGGACGGUGGCCUGGCGAGCCCAAAUGAGGCGCUCUUUGAGAAGGAGGGGGAAGUCAUCUCGAAGCUGAAAUCCAAUGACUCGGCUGCAGAACCAACCCGGAUCAGCUCCAGCGGAGGCCCAACCAGCUCCCCGUCAUCACUAAAGACAGAUCUACUUCAAGGACCCGUAGGCCUAGGAGGUGCGUGGAUGGUAAAACCGACUCUGGUCAGUCGUAAAUCGCCCGGGUCCUCUGAGGCAGAUAGUGCACCUGGCAGCCCAGAUGAACGGGCACGCCAGCCUACGACCACACCCAAAACAGGCUCGGCUGCCUCCGUAAGCAGGUGGGCCACUGACUCUCAGACUGCCCGGCCAAAAGGUGUCACAUCACCUGGUGUUGCCUCAUCAGGAGGCAAGCCAUCUGGUCCGGGAGAUGCCACGCUGGGAGAGGUGCUAGCUGCAGCCCCCUCUGGCCAGCGUGAAGAUCGGGUGAGCUCAGAGCUGGUCCCCAAGGCUACGGCAGGGUCAGCGGAUCUCCCAGUGACUCCCUCAUAUAAAGAAAACCUGGAGAAUUACUCAGGGCAAAGCAGAGAGAAAGAGGAAGGGCAAGGCUAUCCCCGUCCCUUCCCGAAAAGGCUUCUCUCGAACCGGCAGCCGCCUCGGUCCGCUUCGGAAAAGGAGGCAGAGGGAAGCGGAGGAAGGGAGGUUCUGAGUGGAUCGGCCUCUGGGGGUCAGCUGUCACCUACUGACUCUGGUACCACUUCAGAACUUCCUAGUUUGGGACAUGUGACCUCUGGACCCACUGGUCAGCCAGUCACCAUCCAGCACUCCUCUGAAGAACAACCUAUCACAUCAUCCAGGGAUCCUGCCGGCUCCUUUUGGCCAGAGGAAUCUGGGGCUUCCUAUCACCCCAGCAACCACGGCGAUCCAAAACUCAGAACUAGUUCGCCCAGCAGAGGUGGGCUCCAGGGAGAGACAGGCACUCCACCAACAGCACAGAUCAAAGAGAAGCAGAGCCCAAGUGACCCCAAAGCUCCUGCUACCAGCGCUCAACCCCCAGGCGCGGCCACUGCACUGCCUCCUGUGGAACCCUUCCUGGCCACCUCAAGACCCCCCAGAGCAGAUUCUGGGCUACAAGGACGCUUCCUCACCAUGGAAACUGGCUCUCUGUCACAGACUGGCAGAGAACAGCCUGCCUCUAGCCCGUGGCCCCCAGCAAAGAGGGAAGAAGCAUUUGCCGCCAACGAACCUUUGAAGAGUGUCUCAGAAACAUCACAACAGACAGCUCAGGCAUCGUCUCUCGCGGUAGGCCAAAGCAGGAGCCCCGCCCCCGAAAGUCAGUCCGCUUUGGCCGCAACCGAUGAGCCCGCCGGAGGUCGGCAGCUCGAUGCCCCCGGAGAGGGGGGCGCCCACAGCCUUGAGCACAGAUGGAACAAUGGCUCCCAAAACUCCACCCCCGAUAUCGACGCCUGCCAUUCGAACCCCUGUCAGAACGGAGGCACCUGCAUCGCCAAGACCGAGUCCUUCUAUUGCCUCUGUCUGGCCAGCUACGGAGGAGUCACAUGUGAGAAAGACACUCAGGGCUGUGAGCACACCUGGAAGAAGUUCCACGGGCACUGCUACAGGUACUUCACCCACCGCCACACCUGGGAGGACGCCGAGAAGGACUGCCGGGAGCACGGAGGUCACCUGGCCAGCGUCCACUCCGCCAUGGAGCAGGACUUCCUCAACGGUCUGGGUCACGAGAACACCUGGAUCGGACUGAAUGACCGCACAGUAGAGGAAGACUUCCAAUGGACAGACAACCUGGAGCUGGAGUAUGAGAACUGGCGGGAGAAGCAGCCGGAUAACUUCUUUGCGGGAGGGGAGGACUGCGUGGUGAUGGUGGCUCAUGAGGGCGGGAAGUGGAACGACGUGCCCUGCAACUAUAACCUGCCCUACAUCUGCAAGAAAGCCACAGUGUUGUGUGGGCCUCCCCCCGCCGUGGACAAUGCCUUCCUCAUUGGGCGGACGCUGUCGCGCUACGACAUCCACUCCGUGGUGCGCUACCAGUGCACGGACGGCUUCCACCAGCGCCACGUCGCCACCGCCAAGUGCCGCGCCAACGGGAAGUGGGACACGCCCAAGAUUGUCUGCACAAAGUCUAGGAGACCCCACCAUUAUCGGCGUCACCACCACAGGUCCCGACGAGAGAGGAGGAAGCACAAGAGACAUGGAGCAGGAAGCCACCGGGGCGGAGCCGAGGGCCACAACCACCCAUAAGGCAACGGCCGCUGCUAACUCUCCACAGUCACCAUCUCCACCACCCUCCUCUCCCCCC